Messenger RNA from Prinia subflava (tawny-flanked prinia), 1787 nucleotides. RefSeq names its product paired like homeodomain 1 (gene PITX1). Lineage: Eukaryota; Metazoa; Chordata; Aves; Passeriformes; Cisticolidae. Gene Ontology annotation, biological process: anatomical structure morphogenesis; regulation of transcription by RNA polymerase II. The record is from RefSeq and is a predicted model, not a curated record. The transcript has 4 exons. Gene Ontology annotation, cellular component: nucleus. Gene Ontology annotation, molecular function: RNA polymerase II cis-regulatory region sequence-specific DNA binding; DNA-binding transcription factor activity, RNA polymerase II-specific. The coding region runs from base 237 to 1145 and encodes 302 amino acids.
CCUUCGGCGGCAGCACCGAGGUGCGGGGCGGCCGGCGCCGCCGCUCUCCCGGUGCGGGCGGCGGUGGCCCCGGCCCUCCCCCGUCUGCGGCACCCUGGGACGGGGCUGACGUCAGGAGGAGACGGGGAAAUCUCCCAAGAAAACCCUGGAGCGGCGGCCGGGACGCGCACAGCGCCCGCCGGGCCCGGCACCCCGCGGCCGCCGAGCGCACCACCCGGCAGCCCGGCGCCCCUGCCAUGGAUUCCUUUAAGGGUGGAAUGAAUUUGGAGAGACUGCCUGAGAGCUUGAGACCCCAACCCUCCCAUGACAUGGCUUCCAGCUUCCAUUUGCAAAGAUCCUCGGAACCCAGAGACCCGAUCGACAACUCAGCCAGUGAAUCCUCCGACACGGAGGUGCCAGAAAAAGAGCGCAGCGGCGAGCAGAAAAACGAGGACGGGGCCGCCGACGACCCGGCAAAGAAGAAGAAGCAGCGGCGGCAGCGGACGCACUUCACCAGCCAGCAGCUGCAGGAGCUGGAGGCCACCUUCCAGCGGAACCGCUACCCCGACAUGAGCAUGCGGGAGGAGAUCGCCGUCUGGACCAACCUCACCGAGCCCCGAGUCCGGGUUUGGUUCAAGAACCGCCGAGCCAAGUGGAGAAAGCGGGAGCGGAACCAGCAGAUGGACCUGUGCAAGAACGGCUACGUGCCCCAGUUCAGCGGGCUGAUGCAGCCCUACGACGACAUGUACGCCGGCUACCCUUACAACAACUGGGCCACCAAAAGCCUCACCCCGGCGCCGCUCUCCACCAAGAGCUUCACCUUCUUCAACUCCAUGAGCCCCCUCUCGUCGCAGUCCAUGUUCUCGGCGCCCAGCAGCAUCCCCUCCAUGAACAUGCCCUCCAGUAUGGGCCACUCGGCCGUGCCGGGCAUGGCCAACUCCGGCCUCAACAACAUCAACAACAUCAGCGGCUCCUCGCUCAACUCGGCCAUGUCCUCGCCCGCCUGUCCCUACGGGCCACCGGGCUCGCCCUACAGCGUCUACCGGGACACUUGCAACUCCAGCUUAGCCAGCCUCAGACUGAAAUCAAAGCAGCACUCCAGUUUCGGCUACAGCAGUUUGCAAAGCCCCGGCUCUAGUUUAAACGCCUGUCAGUACAACAGUUGACGGACUUGACACAAACCACCUCCGACAAAGCACCGCCGACAAAGCAAAGCAGAAGCAAAGCGACGUUUAACGGAAAAGAAAAAAAAAAUAUUAAACCCGAUGAUGAUUAAAAGCAAAACUUAAGCAAGUGAGAGAGGGGAAAAAAAUAAAAUAAAGCACUCCUUCCCUCCUCCCCCCCCCCUCCAAAAAAAAGCCCCCAAAACUCCGCAGACUUCGACUGUUUAGGAAAAAAAAAAAAAGGCAAAACAACGAUGCAACCAACAAAACAGCGCUUUAAAAAUAUUUUUUAAAACUAAAAAAAAUUUAAUAAUAAUAAAAAAAUAACCCCAUCUAAAACCGUAAACGGACCAGAAAACUUUUGCAAGAGACACCGAAAUCUGGUACAUGGAUGAGUUGCAAUUUUUUUCUCUGGAUUAUGCGGGUUGUAUGUGUUUACUUGAACUUGCACAGGAGUCGGUAAGGCGGCCGCUGCCCCGCGGGGAGGGCGGCAGGACGGGACGCCUCGGUGGUAAGAGCUGGUGGGACGGUUCUUGGCCGCUUGUCGCACGGGGAGAGUUUGGUUAAUGUUUACCACUGAGAAACAGAAUCACACUCGGAAAAAAAGAAAAAAAAAAGGAAAAAAAAAAAAAAAAGAAAAAAAAA